AUGUAUUCUCCCAAAAGACAAGGAGACCGAAUUAGUUCUAUUUCUCCAAGAAGAAACCGGGGUCAAAGGGUCUCCUCUCAUAGUUCUGCACAUAAAGAACGAAAAAGUUUGCGUAGAUCGCGAUCACCAUCACGACGAAGUAAGCGUUUAGAAAACUCACGUUCUCCUCGGCUAGCGCGUUCGAGAUCUCGCUCCCCUUACGGAAGGCGUUCAAAAUCACCACAGAGAUCUCAGGCAUAUUCACCUGCACACUCUUCUAGAAGACGUUCAUGGUCUCCAAAAGGAGUUCGACUACGUUCACCACCAAGGCGUCGUUCAAGAUCUCCAGCACAGUCGCCCAGAAGGCGUUCAAGAUCUCCAGCACAGUCGCCCAGAAGGCGUUCGAGAUCUCCACGGAAUGCCGUCGACCGUUCUCUUUCCUUAUCGCUUUCAUCCCCUAAAGUGCUUUCGAGGUCACAUUCCCCGUCGGUUCACGGCCGCCAGGACAAAGAACGUGACGGCGAGAAAUCGAGGCGCCGAUUAACCUCUCGUGAUUCUUCGCCUUCAAAGGCUAACAACGAGAAAGCUCAGGAAAUAGUGAAGCCUAACUUUGGAUUAUCUGGAAAACUUGCUGCUGAAUCAAAUAAGUUCAAUGGUGUAGCAUUAAAAUAUCAAGAGCCGCCUGAAGCGAGAAAGCCGACAAAAAGAUGGAGAUUAUAUGUAUUUAAAAAGGAAGAACAAUUGGCGAAUUCGAAAUCCAACGGCGUUCCGUCUAUAUCUUACCCUUUAAUAGAUUGUCUUCACAUUCACCGACAAAGUGCUUAUUUAUUGGGUCGUGACAGAAACGUUGCGGACAUUCCGAUCGAUCAUCCUUCAUGUUCAAGUCAACAUGCC
Messenger RNA from Acaulospora morrowiae, 873 nucleotides. The record is from the annotation of a GenBank genome assembly. Lineage: Eukaryota; Fungi; Glomeromycota; Glomeromycetes; Diversisporales; Acaulosporaceae.